UCUAAUUUGACCUUUCAGUGCUGCCGUAAACCAGGAAGUCGCGUGUGUUGCAUAGCCUCAAAAACAAACAAAUCAAAGCUAUUUUUUAAAAAAAAAUCAAAACACACGCCAGAAAUGGACAGCUCGAACAUAAAGCCUCCCAUUAACGAUUCCCGCUGUGUAUUUUUUAACACAAAUUCAGAGGACUAUCGAUGCGCGGUGAUAUUAACAGUGAAAAGAGCCACGGGAACGUUCUCAUUGGUGGGAUGCGUGUUUAUGCUCUUUGUGAUCUGGCUGCUUCGCCGCUACCACUCCUUGGCUCAGAAAAUGAUUCUCAGUUUGACUGUCGCCGCCGCCUUUGACAGUUUAGCGUACGUCAUGGGUGAAUCUCAUCCUGAGGGAUCUCUCUGUGAUUUUCAGGCCUGGUGGCUAACAUACUUUGACUGGAGUGCCUUGGCCUGGGUUUGCCUUAUCACUAUCAACCUUUACUUCAACCUAGUCAGAGAGACCAGCACCAACGCGUAUGAAAUGUUUUACCAUCUGAUCGCGUGGGGGGUGCCCUUGGUCAUGUCCUCCUUGCCGCUGUUCAAAGGUUACUACGGCCCGGCAGGAGCUUGGUGCUGGAUCACAGACGAUCACGUAGCCUGGAGAUUUGGGAUAUGGUACGUGCCUCUGUUCACACUCAUCCUGCUGAUGAGCUGUUGCUACGCCAGGAUCAUCUGCGUGGCAAAUAACCGGAUGCAAUCGUGGCUGGGAACGUUCAACCCGGAGCGAGAGAGACGGAAGGUUUCCCUGGCUGAGGAAAUCAAGCCGCUGAAGUGGUAUCCGUCUGUUUACCUGCUGGUGUCAAUCUUCCCACUCAUCAACAGGCUUCAUAAUGCCCUCCACCCACUGGAUCCAUCCUUCUCCCUCACUCUGUUGCACGUCCUUUCUGCUCCUCUCCAUGGCUUGGCCAACGCCUUUGUGUUUGGCCUGGAUCGGGACUGGUGGAGCCUACUUAGCCUCGGAGGCAUGCAGCUCGCUCUGCAGUCGCGGCUGUGCGACAGGACGCGGAUCGGCGAGUACCACGCCGGCACCGUGCGUUACACUCAAGCCGACCUGAGCGACGACGAGGACGACGACACGCUCUUUUACGCGCCUAACAUGACCCUGAAAGACCGAGGGCCCUGAGGGAAACAAAGGCGGCCGAGAUCAGCGGGAGGAAAAGAGGCGGCGGCGGCGGCUUCCUGACAAAGAGAAAUGUGCUGGAUUAGAAAGCGAGAGGGAGGCGAAGGAGGUAGGCAGAGAAUGGAAGGCAAGAUUGGGGGGAAAGUCAGGCAGAUAGAAGCCGGAGAUGAGCUGUCAGGUUCCAUUAUUAAUCCCCAUCCUUUACUAUUUAAUAUCCUAAAGACGCGCGCGCGCACAUACUGAGCAGGCCCGCCUGCAAUACCACAACCUCAGGACAAAAAAAAAAAGAUCCUCGCCGCGUUAAAAAGGCUUCCGCAGCAUCCCCGAGGUCUUAAAACAUUCCUCAUCACUGCCCCCAGGACUCCCUCAAUCCACACUUUUGGCACGCCACCAGGAUGGAGCGGGAAAGGAGAAAAAAAAACACUGAAAGGCAAUCAUAACAAGACGCAAUUACCUUUUCACCUCUCCGCAGGAGACGAGGUGGAAAAACAGGCCUUUUUUUAAAAUGCCGUCGCGUGCCACGCAUAAUUCUUGCAUUCUGGAGCGCCGCGACUUCCCCGGCUUUUAUUAUACAUGAGCCGGUUUCCGCAGCGGGAAAUAAGCAUUCACGCCUCCUGCCUUCUGCCUCGGACUAGUAUUUGCUUCUGCCUUUUGCCAUGGAAAACAUGCAUUUUAUUGUUUUCCAUCCACAGAAGUUAAAUUUGUCUUCGAAAUCUUCAGCAGUGGGAUCGAACUCACAACCUGUGUUACCAUAAUGUACCCCCUGAAAAAAAAGAUUAAGACAAAACAAAAAAAUGACCUAUACAUACAAAACAAAAUCCACACACAGUCUCAGUGUUGUUUUUGGCAGCCCUUUUAACUCAUUCACUCCCAGCCAUUUUCACCGGCGCAAGGCCCUUCGCUCCCGGCCGUUUGACUGGAUUUUGACUGAUUUUGCAAGGCUCAACGAAAAUUCUGUUCUAUUGCUAUAUAAAUAUGGAACCCACCAAAAGAAAGAUUGCUCUUUUCUUUCAUCAGGAUAAAAAAAGGUCAUUUAUAUCUUUUUCCAUUCUUUAGAAAUCAGCAUUAGAAAAUAGCUUAGUUUGAGCAAUUUUCUUCAAAAUUUCAGAUGAAAAAACUGAAAAAUUGAGCUUUUUGUAAAAGCAUACCGUAAUUUUCGGACUAUAAGCCUCUACUUUUUUCCUUCAUUUUGAACCUUAAGGCUUAUAAUCCAGUGCGGCUUAUUUGUUGAUUUAUUUGGGUUAAUAGGUAAUACUUUAUUUGACAGCGGAUCAUAACACUGUUAUAAGACUAUCAUAAUUAUGACAUGACACAAUCAUUGGCAUUAUUGAAUGCUUAUAUCUUUAAGUGUCAUUCGGCGAAUUUAGUCACUAAUUCAAUUUAUGUCCAGCUUGGAUCUUUUACAUCCAUUCAAAAGUGAAAUAAUUUGCCGGAUAACACUAAAUGGCAUCUGUCAUAAGCAUUCGUUCAUGCUCAUGACAGUGUAAUGUCAUAAUUAUGAUUGUCUAAUGACAGUCUUAUGGCGCCACUGUCAAAUAAAGUGUUACCAAUUACCAUAACUAAAAACAACUGGAACAGUAACUGAAGAAAUAAUUAUCACAGAACAUGAAUUUUGACUGCUAUUUACAUCUGUAGCGGUGCAAUGCAUGCUAGGAGGCAUGUUCGACAACAACAGUGUUGACAGCAGGUGGCAGCAGAGGUUGAUUGUCUCCCUAAGGGAGCAGUGAUGGCCAAAUGAAGCUUCUUGAAGCAAUGAAUCCAUGGUGGUUCAUUUGGUCGUAUGACAGUCGUAUGAUGCCGCUGUCAAAUAAAGUGUUACCGUUUAAUAUAUUUUUUGUUUAAAUAUCCCAUAAUACAGUGAGUACAGCUGCGGCUUAUAGUCCAGUGCUGCUUAUCUAUGAACAAAUGCCAUUUUCGUUCCAAAUUUGGUGGAUGGCGGCUUAUAGUCAGGUGCGCCUUAUAGUGCGAAAAUUACUGUACAUUUCAAACAUAACUGACUUGAGCUUUUUGUAAAAGCAUACAUUUCAAACAGAACUUUGACUUUUAACACAGCUAUUUUUCACUUUUGUGACAUCCCAAACAUCUGAAUAAUGUUUUCGUUCGGCAAAAUAACAUAAACAACAAGACAAAUAGAGCUUUUGAUCGCAAAGUAACAAUUUAUUUUCACAGAACUAAACUAUUGAACUGUUGAACUACCAUAUUGGCCCAAAUAUAAGAUGGCCCUGAUUAUAAGAUGACGCCCUCUUUUUCAAGACUCAAUUUAAAAAAAAAAAGACGUUUUUAACACCAAAUUAAUUUUUAUACAGAAAAUAAUUACAGUACAUCCGAAACCAAAGAUUAUAACAAUAUAUUUGAGAGAAAAAACAUGUUAUUUUGCCUCAUUCAAAUCUUAAUAACUGAACAUUUAAAUAUGUAAACUAAAGUGCAAUCACAUUCAGAAAUGAAUGGCUUCUGGUUUUUUAAAUGUAAAUAAACCAAUAUAUUGUGAUGAAACAACAAAAUUGCGAUAACGGCAUUAACCAUCAAAGUGAAGUCUAACUGUAACUGUAGUCUUGAAACAAAUCUGAAUAAGGAAAAACAUUGCAGUAAAAUACUGAAAACUGGUUAAACUAAAAAGAGUAGCUGAGAUCUGUCAUGACAGAAUAUCACUUCAAUGAUAUCUGGUGCCAUCUAGCGUCGUGAAUGGGGAGAGUAGCUGAGAUCCGUCAUGACAGAACAUCGCUUCAAUGAUAUCUGGCGCCAUAUACAGUGGGGCAAAUAAGUAUUUGGUCAACAUCAAUUGUGCAAGUUUUCCUGCUUGAAAAGAUUAGAGAGGCCUGUAAUUGUUAACAUGGGUAAACCUCAACCAUGAGAAAAACAGACAACCACAUUGUUUGAUUUUUAAAGAAUUUAUUUCCAAAUUAGAGUGGAAAAUAAGUAUUUGGUCACCUACAAACAAGCAAGAUUCCUGGCUGUCAAAAGAGGUCUAACUUCUUCUAAUGAGGUCUAACGAGACUCCACUCGUUACCUGUAUUAAUGGCACCUGUUUUAACUCUAUCGGUAUAAAAGACACCUGUCCACAAUCUCAGUCAGUCACACUCCAAACUCCACUAUGGCCAAGACCAUAGAGCUGUCGAAGGACACCAGAGACAAAAUAGUAAACCUGCACCAGGCUGGGAAGACUGAAUCUGCAAUGGGUAAAACGCUUGGUGUAAAUAAAUCAACUGCUGGAACAAUUAUCAGAAAUUGGAAGACAUACAAUACCACUGAUAAUCUCCCUCGAUCCGGGGCU
Molecule: messenger RNA, 4417 nt
Organism: Corythoichthys intestinalis (scribbled pipefish)
Lineage: Eukaryota; Metazoa; Chordata; Actinopteri; Syngnathiformes; Syngnathidae
Exons: 13
Coding region: 115-1149 (344 amino acids)
Biological process (GO): adenylate cyclase-activating G protein-coupled receptor signaling pathway; cell surface receptor signaling pathway
Cellular component (GO): plasma membrane
Molecular function (GO): G protein-coupled receptor activity; cAMP binding
Source: RefSeq, a predicted model, not a curated record